Molecule: messenger RNA, 8074 nt
Organism: Cygnus atratus (black swan)
Lineage: Eukaryota; Metazoa; Chordata; Aves; Anseriformes; Anatidae
Gene: MLXIP
Product: MLX interacting protein
Exons: 17
Coding region: 1-2757 (918 amino acids)
Biological process (GO): regulation of transcription by RNA polymerase II
Cellular component (GO): nucleus
Molecular function (GO): DNA-binding transcription factor activity, RNA polymerase II-specific; RNA polymerase II cis-regulatory region sequence-specific DNA binding; protein dimerization activity
Source: RefSeq, a predicted model, not a curated record
AUGGCCGCCGACGUGUUCAUGCGGCCGGCGCGGCUGCUGGGGGCGGCGGGGCCGCUGUCCCCCCGCACGGAGCCCGACGAGGACUCGUCGGACACGGACGACGGCGGCGCCUCGUCGCCGGGCGGAGGGCGGCGGUGCGGGCCGCGGCGGGGGCAGCCGCCGGGCCCCCAGAUCAUCCACUCGGGCCACUUCAUGGUGUCGUCGCCUCACAGCGAGCACCCUCCCAAGAAGGGCUACGACUUCGACACGGUCAACGAGCAGACCUGCCAGACCUACCAGUUCGGGGCGGCCCGGGGCGGCGGCGGCGCCGGGGGGCGCCUCAGCAUCGACGCUUCCCUCACGAAGCUCUUCGAGUGCAUGUCCCUGGCCUACAGUGGGAAGCUGGUGUCACCAAAAUGGAAAAAUUUUAAAGGCUUGAAACUUCAGUGGAGAGAUAAAAUCCGUCUCAAUAACGCCAUCUGGAGGGCAUGGUACAUGCAGUACCUGGAGAAGCGCAAGAAUCCUGUGUGCCAUUUUGUGACUCCACUGGAUGGCUCUGUUGAUGUAGACGAACAUCGUCGGCCAGAGGCCAUUGCAACAGAAGGGAAAUACUGGAAACGAAGAAUUGAAAUAGUCAUCAGGGAAUACCACAAGUGGAGAACAUACUUCAAGAAACGGUUACAGAAGCAUAAAGAUGAAGAUCUUUCAAGUUUGGUCAGGGACGAUGAUGUGGUUCUCUGGCAAAAAAGAAGAUAUGGCAGAGAAACCCCUGUACCUAUGGAGGAAGGCAGCCUCUUGGAUGCUGAUAUGCUUAUGUCUGAGUUCACCGACACACUGUUCUCCACACUGUCUUCACAUCAGCUGGUUUCCUGGCCAAAUCCCAGAGAGAUAGCACACUUAGGAAAUGCUGACAUGAUUCAACCAGGGCUUAUUCCUCUGCAGCCAAAUUUUGAUUUCAUGGAUACUUUUGAGCCUUUUCAGGAUUUAUUCACACCCAGUCGUUCCAGUAAUUAUUACCCCUCUGUGUCUGCUGCCAGCUCAGCUACAACGGACAGCAGCAGCCAUUCUUCCCAGUCUCCUGUCCUGCCGUCGGGUUCCUUGCCCAACACACUUCCAUCUGGGAACAUCAGCGAUGGACUGAUUGCUUCCUCAGUACCUGCUCCUGUCAUUCCUGAUGUUGGCACUGACCAGUGUUCCAGCAUUAGAAGCGGGGGAUCUUUCAUCCAGCCAGCAGACUUUGCUCCUGACUCGUCUCUCAGCGGGCCGCAAACUUUUGUCCCAGUGUUUCAGACACCUUUGCCACUGCUUCAACCUGCGACACAACAGCACCAGUCCCCGUUGCCUGCAGUGCCUCUGAAUACUAGCUUAAGCUCUCCACCACCUGCUUUUGCUGCACCAGAAACCCAGAAGUUUGGCCUCUGCGAAUCUACAGUUAUCACCCACACGGCUUCAGCUACGUUGACCCACAACGCCCCUGCCACCACCUUCAGCCAGAGCCAGAACCUCGUCCUGGCAACGCAGCAGCCAGGUGCAGGAGUGCCUUGUAACCUGGCUUUCCAGACUACUGUCCUGCAGGGGCAGCCCCGGCCCCAGUUGCAGUCCCAACUGACAUUUGCACUCCCCAAAGCCGUUCCCCUGGCCAGUGCUGGGACAAGGCCCAAACAGUCACAAAAAACAGUGCCUGCUCCGAAGCCUGAAACAGUGUCCUUAGUGUUAAAGAAUGCCUUCAUCACCCCAGCUGCCUUUCAGGGACAGUCCAGAGCUGUGAUUGUAACUCCAGCACCUUUAAAAAGAGAGGGGAUUUUGACGCCAGCCAUGUCUCAAUCUAAUGUUGCAAUUGCACCAGCUGGAAUUGCCAGAGCUCCCGGGGUGACGGAGUUCCGUAGUAACAUUCUGGUUGGUCCAGCACAGCAAGCGCCAAGUAGCCAACAAACCCAGUCCACAGUCUCGCAUCUCUUCUCUCCUAGUGUAGUCCAGGAUGGGUUGGUGAAAGGAGAGCAAAUCCCUUCCCACAGUAGCAGUUCACAAGUUCCUUCACCUACACCUACCCGAGACUGUCAGAAUUCUGGCCAAGCUUCCCCCUGCACCUCUGAGCAGAGCCCCAGCCCGCAGUCUCCCCAGAACAGCAGCUCAGGAAAACCUGCCACUGACCCUCAGAUGGCUGCAUUUAAGAUGCAAAGAAUGAAGCGUAUUUCAUCAGAACAAAAGCGAAGGUUCAAUAUCAGGAUUGGUUUCAGUACUCUGAACAGCUUGGUUUCGUCCAACUCCAAGUCGAUCAGCCAUGCAAUCACUCUCCAGAAAACAGUAGAAUAUAUCGCUAAACUACAGCAGGAAAGAACACAGAUGCAAGAGGAAACCAGGCGCCUUCGGGAAGAAAUCGAGGAGCUAAACGCUGCCAUCAUUUCUUGCCAACAGCAGCUCCCUGCUACUGGGGUUCCUAUAACACGGCAAAGGUUUGACCGCAUGAGGAGUAUGUUUGAUGAAUACGUGAGGAACAGGACCCUCCAGAACUGGAAGUUCUGGAUCUUCAGCAUUAUUAUUAAGCCAUUGUUUGAGUCCUUCAAUGGGAUGGUUUCCACAACAAGCUUUAAGGAUCUGAAUCAAACUGCAAUAGCGUGGCUGGAUCAGCACUGUUCUCUCCCUGUUCUAAGGCCAAUGGUGCUGAGCAGCCUUCGGCAUCUAAGUACAAGCACCUCAAUUCUGUCAGAUCCGUCGUGCCUGCCAGAGCAAGCCACAGAGGCAGUUAGCAAGAUGAACAAAACAGCUGGUGAAACCUAACAACCAAAGACAGUGAGUUGCUUGUACAAGGGGUGGAGAACCUGCCAGUCUAGCAGCCUGGUGAGUCUCCUUUCAGUUGGUGCACUUUAGAAAGAAUACUCUCCAUCACCCAAGACCUUCAGGGCAUCUGUCUCUGCCUUCAGAGUAUGUGGAAGUAUGAUGCAACGUUGUCGUAAUGAUUUGAUUCCUCUUCAGUGCUGUACUCUACUCCAUGAAGUGAGAACACCAAGCUCAGGUAAAUUUAGCAGGUUUGAUUCCUGCAGGCAGCAAUAUAUCUCCAUCAAUGCAGCAUGCAUCUGUAUGCAACAAACGUCUUUCUAUAAAACAGCUUCAAGUACUAAGUUCUCUGAAGUGUAAAUCUUGUACACCGAGGAAUGUUCUCUUAAAGGGGAAAUAUACUUUCAGUUUUGUGAAGCAAAAUCUGCUUUUCAUUUUGUUUUCUGGUGUUCAGUUCCAUUUGUUUUACUUGAAUAGUAAACAAUUGUUUAAACAGGAUUAUAUUAAAAACCAAAGAGAAGAAAAAUCCAUCAGCGACGUCAACUCGUGGAAAAUACUAGAAUUAAAAUCUCAGGCUGUGUUUUGUGUAUUUUUAUUUUAAUGAGUGUACCAUUGCAUAUGAUCAGUUCCAAGGCAUGCUUUAUUUUCUAGCAAAUAAAGUAGCUGAUUUUUAUUAUUUUUCUGAUAUAGCCAUUGCAAUUGAGUAGCAGGCUGUGCAGUAAGUGCAAAAAAGCAGUUUUAGAUUGCACAGAUUCUGGAAUCAAGAUAGACGCAUGAAUUUCAUAUCCAUUUAAUCUCUAAACUGUUUUCUUGCACUCUGCAGAGUUAGGCUACCUUCCUCAUAAAAUGUGCGCAUAUAAAACACAUCCAUAGGUAAACGUCAUAGUGCUUCAAAGACAGAAAUGGAGUUCAUAGCGUUAAGAAAUUGGCUUUUUUUUUUUUCUGUCUCAGAAAGCGUAUCAAACCACAUGGACUUGUAGUCAAUUUUUAUCUUCUUUGUCUCUUUUACCUGUUCUUUUUGCCUUCUAUUUCAAAAACCUGAAGGACUUAGCCAAGCUUGGUCUGUAUGGUAAGGUUAUGUUCAACAGGAAUUAUGAAACACACAAAGAUAAGUUAAAACCCACAUAACAUUUUUCUGUGGCAGUCCCUGAAGUACUGCCCUUUGCUGUGGAUAAGCUUAGUCUUUUUACAGCAGCAAUAGUCUGUCCAUCCUUAGGCAGCACUGGGAUGUUCAUUCUGGCCAGUUUUUCUUGAUGUAGUCUGGAAUGAUCCUAUGACCCUUGUAAUUCCACUCAUUACUCGAUUCUGAUGCUUUAGAGCUAUUCAGAGUUUGGAUAAAGUUUCCUUGUCACCUCCCCCAAGUAGUUUUUUUUCCAGUUUGGAGAACAGGCUGUCACAGUGCAAUACUUAGGAGCAGCUAAAAAAUUCGAACGUAGCACGUUCUGAAAUAGGGUCAGUAGGUUGUCCCUCAGGGGAUGUACUUUUCCUCUGCAUUGUGUCUAAUGUUCCCCACUUGGUGGGCCAAACCUUAAAAAGCAAUAAUAGGUUUGGGGAGUGGGACUGAGCACAGAGAAUAAUUUUCCUUUCUUCCUUGUCCUGAAAUUUUGCAGCUAGUGGCUUUCAUUGGCUUAUGUGUGAGCAGGGCUGUAAGAAGAAGAAGGCAAAAAGGGCUGCCCGAGGGCCCUCUCCCUGAGCAGGGGCCUGUGAAUUGUGGAAGAGAGGGGCUGAAAGGGACUUGUGCAGGUGGCAGUUCAGGGGGAAGGAAUGUAAGGAGAAGACAAAGCGGCAUGACCGAAGUACCAGCAUGCCUUUCUGUAGGUGUGCAUACAUUCAAGAUGCUCUUUUCUUUUACAGUAGAUUUGAUUGACAUAUCAUUUGAAGCUUGUGGCACAUGGGAAAAAACUGUGUCCCUGUGAGAGAACCAACAGCAAUCUAGGCCUCACCUAGGAAAUGGUUUGUUGAAAUAGUGUGUAAAGGUGGUCAGAGCACUGAAAUAGCGAGUAGCUUUUCUAGGGGCACCUAUAUCCAGGUCUUUCAUACAAAAUGUUUUAUUCAAAUAAGCAGUAUUUUUGGGAUGCAUCAGGAUAAAAGGUGUUGAAUGAGCCUAAAUUAAUUUUUUAAUCAGUGCUUUAAUCCUCCCAUUUCUGUCACUGUUUGUGAACUUGGUUCCAGUUAAAUCAUUUAACAGCGUGAUUAGCUGGGGAGCGCCCCUCAAGUUCUUUACUGGGCUAUCUUGUUGAGAUGCAUAGAUACCUACAUGCGUAUUUGCAUGUUAAAAAUAUGUAUCCGGUUUUCUAGGAGGACGUCAGUAGGCAAAUUGUCCAGGAACAGACUCACUUGUGUUUUUGCUGUACUUUUCAGAUAAGCAUAUUCUGUAAUGCUUCCCCUGCAAUGUGGUCUCCUGCUCAUCAGGCAGCAGUUUUGCCUGAUUUUUUUUAUCAUGUUCUUAACCAGGUGUCUGCAACUGAGGUUGCAGUAGUGUUAACAACACUACAGUGUUGUCUCAACAAGCAAAGUGUGCUACAGGCGUGUCUCAGAGCCUAGGGAAGUAUGAUGACUUCUAAGCUUAGAUCCUACCAUUUCAAAUCUCACUGAAUGAAUUGGAAGCUAAAAAGGACCUUAAAGGAAUAGAAACGGGGGGUGUAUGACUGAAAUGCUAAAAAGUAUUGCCCAUUAGCAGUUUCGAUCUGGAUGCAAAUGGAAAAAACAUCACACUCUUUGCAUCAUGAGUUGGUUACAAUUGGAGGGAAAGUGCUUAUUGUAAUAAUUUGUGAUGGAGAAACAAGCUCAUGGCACUUCUAAAAGACUGCAAAUCUUAACAUAGUAAAGAGAAAAAAAUAAAUCAAAGAUCACUUACUGAGGCAAGGGUGUAGGAGGGAGGGAAGGAGUAGUGUAAAGAUACUUUCCACAUAGUGUAAUUACCAGAAAUGAUGUGGCUCCUCUUUGAAGGAGUGAAUCAGUGUAUUUUCGUCACCUAACAAUUACAAAUCAGAAUUCUUUUCUCUUAUCAGUCAAUUUGUGGAGGGUGUGAUUUUACUUUAUUUGGAAGCACAGGAGGAAAAAGCUAUGGUAUAUCUCAUCUCUGCACGUUUGAGGUACUGAGGAUUGGUAUGAAAAGAGAUUGGCCACAUAUGUAUUAAUUCCUGUCUAGAUUCCCACUUGGUUAUAUAUUUGAACUACUUAGUCUUUCUGCCUUCCUCAUUUGGGACUCUAAUGGAUUUGUUUUGUUUUGUUUUGUUUUUUAAAUAAAACACUUUAGUACCACUUACUCCCCUGACUUACAUAGUCCUGACUUCCUCUAUUUCACCAAAGUACGUUAAGCAAGCAAAACACACUGUGCCUGUAGUCUACACAGAAUUACAGAUCAUGCACAUCAGUCUUCAGUGAAUUGGUCUGGACCUUUAAAGAAUCCCCCUAUAAGCAAAUGCAACUCAUAAUUAGUCAAAUCCAACAUAUUUUGCUUGAUAAGGGAGGGGAUGGAUAAAAUAUUUGUGGCCUGCGAUACCCACCAAGAUCAAACAGAUUGUCUAGUGGUGCCUUCUGACCUCAAAUUCUAUUAAUCAAUACACUGUAGAAGCCCCCAGUCUCUCCCCAGCUUCUAGAGAAAUUAUGCAUUAUCUGAUGAACUUAUUAGUCUUGUAUGCUACUUCCUGUUAAGACGGGGAAUAAGCAGUGAAACCAAAUUGAAUAAAUUAAUUAGUAGUAAGGAUGGAGACAAGACCAUGCUUCAUCUGGACAGUCCAAGCUCUGCGCAGAACCCGUGGAUUCCUUGUUACUACCAUUUGAUCCGACUGCCGUGUUCUUUCCUGCUUUUCCAAAGCCCUAGGGGAGCUUUCCUUGAAGGGAGACUUACUAGAAUGCUUCUAUCCGUGCCUUAGAUCUUGGGGUCCUGUAUGCAUCAGAUGCAUCUUAAGUCUUACAUUCUUACCCCUAACAUGUGGAAAACUCAGUGAAAUGACCAAGUGGGGGUUCCCUUGGUUUUAAGAGAAUGUAUUGUCUGUGUGGCAUUACUGUGCCCCUUUGAACCUGAGGUUGUAAAAAAUUGUGUGGAUGGAUGGGAGGAAGGAAGGAAAAAAAUGGUUUUUCCUGCUGACUUCACUAUCUUUCCCUCCCACGUAUACAGGGGCACACCUAUCCCAAAGUCUGUCAGAAACCUAGUAAAGAUGCACAUGAUUAAAUCUCCAAAUCUAGAAUGGCUUAAAAAAUCAAAGGGAUGGCAGAUUGCAUUGGAAAGUAGCAUCCCUUUAUUUUGUGCCCUCAGUUUUUUUUCAUUCUGUGUGUGUACACACUUAGGCUCACAUUGUAGAGGUGAGGGGACAGGUGAACUUUAUUUUGUUUGCAAGAAGCUCACUCCAAAACCAUUCAGUAACAUAAUGAUUUUUUAGUCCAAAUUAUUUGGAAGCUAAAUCACUUCUUGUGUUUCUGGGAUGGAUAAUUCUUGCCUCAAUGUUCCCAACCUGAAGAUACUGCUAAAAUGAAGCUGAUAGUCAACUAUUUUGACCUUUUUUUUUUCUUCUCUCUUUUCUAUCAUUCUUUGCACUUUUAUUGUAAGGAAAAAGAAAAACACCCAGAAUGAAAAGGCUGAUGCUCCCUGGUUUAGGUGCUUUAUGGAUUUAGUCGCACAAAUCUCAGAGGACUGUGGACAGCUGUUGGUGACUUAUAGGAGGUAUUUUUUUUAGGGGAGACAACAGGAGUUUUCCUAUUUCUCUUUCAAUUUAUAUACUUGCAUUUCUGAGGAAAUCGUUUGUUUUUGAGGGUUUUCUUGUAUGGGACCCCAGUACUGUUUCCACAAUGUCAGCUAAGGCCUCAACUUCCCUUCUGUUUCUUGGAUGGAUUUCAUGCUUAUUUACUGUGUUAGAGCAGAAGUGGUAGUACCAAAUUGUAGAUUGAGCUGCAAAACUUGAUUCAGUUAGAAGGAAAAACAUCUUAGGUAUGUAAUACAAAGACUUUCUAGCCAUCGUCUGAACUGCUUUUAUAUCUGAACAUUUCCAACGUGAAUAGGGUUUUGAAUCAAAAGAUAUCAGUUAGGAGCAAUCCUCUUACUUAACAAUUCAAAGAACAAAUUGCUCCUUUUCUUCUUGUAUUUAGAUGUGUUUAAGUGAAUGGAGUUCAUUCUUGUUGUUUAAAAAAAAGAAGCUUGAAAGCUUGGAGGUUUGAGGACUUCAGGUUGUACUCUUGCUUUUGCCUAGGUUUCCUGUUCUGUUGCAUGACACAACUUCUGUUGUGCUGUUGAUAUGUAGCACUUUUCAGUAGGUCUGUUAAAUUGUGCAAUGCAUUUUUUUUAUAUUUACAACCAAAACAAUAAAGGUUAUUUUUUGGA